Molecule: messenger RNA, 810 nt
Organism: Mesorhabditis spiculigera
Lineage: Eukaryota; Metazoa; Nematoda; Chromadorea; Rhabditida; Rhabditidae
Source: the annotation of a GenBank genome assembly
AUGAGAGGACUUCUAGCAUUCGCCGCCUGCUUGGUGGCAAGUGUCCAGAUAGCUGAAGCGCUUGUUUACAAGCUAGGCGAUGAGGAGCCGCAUACGAUCGAUCGCAACCUGGUCAUCUCGCAAGGCUCUGAAAAGUCAGUGGACGAAUACCCGUUUAUGGUUUCGAUUCAAGAAAUCAACAUGACCGAAGGCCUGAUGGGCAACGGCUGCGGGGCAUCGAUCAUCGACGAGAGAUGGCUGCUCACCGCCGCGCAUUGCUUGCCGCCGAAUAAGUCAGAACACGAGCACUACAUCAGUGGCAGCCGCGCCCUUGUUGGCUCGAGCACUUAUCCACGGUUGGAGCAAGAUGCGCAACUCAUUGAGCUCGAAAGCCUGCACGGGCUCGUGACCCCCGACAUUGGCCUCAUUAAGCUGCGGCAUCCGAUCAAGUUCGGAAAGCGGGUCCAGAAAAUCCUGCUCAAGCGAAACCUGAAGGUCAAGAAUGGCACUGCAAUCCAUAUCAUGGGAUGGGGCUACGGUGCCCCAUUGAAUGCAAAGGGCGAUCAUCAGCUCCAUGGCUACGUUGCCAAUUUUUUAUACAAGUGCAACGCUUGGAUCUGCUUCCGCCACGAGCUGUCUGCCGUCUGCCCGGGCGAUUCCGGAGGUCCAAUGGCCGUUCAUGUCCCGCAGCUGGAUGCCUACGUCCAGCAUAGCCUAGUGCAUGGCGUCGGCCCGGGCAAAUGUGGAAGUGUGGGACAAUUCACCAGCGGCCCCGAGCUGGCCAACUACUGCGACUGGAUCGACAAGACGGUGGGAAAGAAGAUUUGCAUC